Molecule: messenger RNA, 1463 nt
Organism: Oncorhynchus kisutch (coho salmon)
Lineage: Eukaryota; Metazoa; Chordata; Actinopteri; Salmoniformes; Salmonidae
Exons: 7
Coding region: 118-1191 (357 amino acids)
Source: RefSeq, a predicted model, not a curated record
AUUCCUGUCAGAGAGACACUGAAGAAGAGAAAAAAGACUUUCUUGUCUUCACGUGUGACGGACCUGGUUCUGCCUCAACCCUUCAGGUGCAGACGGAACUAUUGAUAAAUCAACAAUAUGGCAACAACAACAAUCAACAAUAUAUCGAUCUUCAUUCCCCUUUAUAUCCUGGGUGUGGUUCUGAUCCUCCACAUAGUCAAAGCAGAUGAAAAAACAGGGCCCAACAAGGAUGACCCCAUCCCCGCUACCACCUUUACUAUCAUCCCCAUUACCACCCUUACUAUCAUCCCCACUACCACCCUUACUACCACCCUUACUACCACCCUUACUACCACUCCUGCUCAUACCCCCUCAGCCAAUCAGAACAGUCCUACAGUUACUACCCUGCUCCAGCCAGACAACCGUGACGCUAACCUUACCAACAACAUCACCGUCGGUAGAGAUGGCAACCAAUCCCAAGACCAGAACGAAGAUGGGGGUAUUGGAACCUUGUUGGACGACGUGACAACGUUUGCCAUGGAAAAGAUGUCAUCGGAGGUGACCACCAGCCAAUCUGAGGAAUUUGAGGAAGUGGAUGACAAGUAUACCACGACAUCAUCACCGGUGCUGAUAGAAUCUACUGGAGGAGGCAGUGCCACAGCAGGCUAUGUAAUCCUGAUUCUCAUAUUGUUAGUCAUUGUGUGUCUGGUGGUGGUUCUCUAUAUCCUGAGGAAGAAGUCAAGGAAGUAUUCGUUUGACCUGCACCUUGCGGGAUACGACCACGACACCCCACUCACCUGCAUGGAACAAGCCGGAACCUUCGAACCCAAUGAGAAAGCUGGAGGUUUUGAGUACGUGAUGGGUGGUGGUGAUGACCACCAGGCUAUGAGCCCUGUAGCCAAUGGCUCAGCUGGGGAGGCGGGGUCCACUGGAGAGAACGGAGAGAAGCAGGGUCAUGGUGAUAGUGAUGGUGAUGGCGACAGCUUCGACAACUUCUGUGACUGUGCGAUUACUCUGACUCCGCCCUUAAAGAGGGUGGGCUUUAGCCUGGACCUGGACCUGAGUGACAAGCAGUCGGACAAAUCAGACAACGGGGAGCAGAAUGGGAACAACAACAACGUUGCCAUGGAGAUGACCCCUGAGCCUCCAGGCCUGACCUUUGACCCUGUAGGUCCAGGUGACGUCUUCAUUGAAGUCAACCUGGAUAUAUAGAAGACACAUACAGUGUUGUAAAAUGGUAAUGUUCUGUUGUGGUUGAUUUAGAGAUUCAUGUAAAAAGCUUCAAAUAACUUUUACUUCCCUAUCUUUUAUAUUUUUUACGGUUUUCAUUCCGUAUGUUUUUUUUAGUAUUUCAAGAUAAAAAAACGAAUGUUUAUUGUUUUUUUGUUAUUCAUUUUAAUAAUGUUUUGCGCAUUAUAAUAAUCGCAGGAGAUGAUGCCAAGUCACACGGCGAUUGUUUUUGGAAUAAAACAUACUUUACAGAA